Molecule: messenger RNA, 780 nt
Organism: Fonsecaea erecta
Lineage: Eukaryota; Fungi; Ascomycota; Eurotiomycetes; Chaetothyriales; Herpotrichiellaceae
Exons: 2
Coding region: 1-780 (259 amino acids)
Molecular function (GO): protein binding
Source: RefSeq, a predicted model, not a curated record
AUGGACCUGAACAAAGUCACGACAUCAGCCUUCCGUCGCAAAUACUUCUUGCUUUCGGAUGCUGCUCGUCUAAGAGACGCCUCAAUGACGGGUGUGGAAGAAGUUAAGUCGCAAAACUUUGCGGCUUCCCCUAUCAUCACCAUAUCAGUCGGCAAGGAGAAGGCGGUGUACAGAAUACACAAGGCUGUGUUGAUCAAAGAAUCCUCGUUCUUCGAGAAAAUGUUCGCUUCCGGCAUGAUCGAGUCGCAAACACACCAAGUUUCCCUGCCCGAAGACCAGCCUGAAGCCUUUGAACAAUUUGUCUCCUGGGUUUAUGCAGGCAAUGAUUCGCAGAUGAAAGAUGCUGAACCGACGAUGAUCAUGACAUGCUGGGCGCUGGCAGACAAGUUCGGCGUACCGUCGUGGCACAACUGGCUGAUCAACAAGCUCAUCGACCACUGGGAUUUUCAUGGGUUCAGCUUCGACCAUGUCUCUUGGGUAUCGGCCAAUGCCAACCACGAAAGCGCCCUGUGCAGAUUGGUGAUCGACCAGUUUGUGUGGCAUCUGGAAGAAAAUCCGAACACGUACUUCAAGAACGAGACCUCGCCAGAAGUCAGUCAACUGCUAUCAAGGCCCGACUUCCCCCACGCAAUCUUCGCCUUCUCUGUCUUUUCGCCCAGGUUCGGAGGACGCUUCAUCCGACCCGGACUUGACCCUUGCAAGUACCAUGCCCAUAAGGGAGGCGCCGUGUGCCCUGUUUCGCUCCUAAAGUUUCCGUGGUCACAAGCUCUCUGGGGCUAA